CUUUACCCCAGCUUUGUGAACCUAUGCUUUUAUUUUUUUAAUAAGCUUAUUCGUGCUCUCAAUCUCUCAUCUUGCAAACAGUAAAAAAGGAGUAACAAUCUUGUGUUCACAACAGUUUCUGCUGACUUCGAUUUUGACACCACCUGUGAAAGAAAUUGUGCAAGAACCCAUCACCCCCACCAGUCCACCACUGACCCUCUUCAUUCUUCAACCAAAUUUUGAUCCAUGCAGGACACAGUACUGUUUGUGUGAUUAAUACAAUCUCAUCUCACAGGUACAUAAAUCUGGUUUUAGUCUACUUUGGUAAUUGUGUAGAAUAUGGGAGGAGUACACUAUACUAUACAGUGUACAAUACCCAGUGCAUGACACAGCACAAUUGCACAAAUGCUCCACCAAGAAGCUGGAGCUGUACAGUGGACUGUGCAGUGAGGUGAGCACAAGACAAACACUGAAAUUGUUGAAUUUAUGAUCCAAAUUCUGCAUAUGGAGAACCUGUCGCCGGGAGACUUGACCCUAAUUAGGGUUUGCGGGUCGUCGUCAUUAUUUAUUCCUCUUAUAAGCCGUCCUUUCUAUAAACACUCCAUAUAUAGUGAAUUUUUUGUCUGGAUGGUGUCCAUGGUUUUUCCCUUUGCAUUGAAGGGUUUUCUAUGUAAAUCUGUGUGUUAUAUUCUAUGAUUUGUUGGUUGAUCUAUUUCGUUUUUUCUGCCUAUUCUGUCAACAUAAUCAUUCAUCCAGACCUCUCUAAGCCAACCUCCAAGACAAGGGGGGCCUGCCUACCACCCCCAGUCCCACCCCAAUUCUGUUUUCUUGGAUCCCUCCCUGCGCUGCCCUGCCACACUGCCGCUGUCGCUGCCAUCGCUUACCCAUACAUAUUAACCCCUGACGUUGAUCCCCAAUAUUAUCCGUCUUCUCCCCCAAUUCGCCCGGCCCGUCAUCGGAGCAAGCACCAAGCAAUGUGCCCCAGAGCCACGGCUCAGCACUGCGCCGCCGCAAUGGCUAGUGUGUGUUCGUUCGUGGAGGAGGAGUACAUCGACCUGGAUCUCAGCUCGUGCAGAGACUUCGAGUUCCGGGUGCGCCGGAGCGGAGCGGCGGACGAGCUUCUCUGCCGGGGCAGUCUGCAGCGGCCACCGCCAGCUGCCCCGCACAAGGCCGCGCCGCCGAGGCCUGGCGGCAAGGCGCAGGAGGUUGACGUCGGUGGCUGUGGUGGCGCCGCCGCCGGCAGGAGGAGCGCGGCGACGGUCACCCCGCUGCAGCACUCGCACUCCGCUGGCUGCCGCGAGGACACGCAGACGGUGGUGAGGCUACGCGCCGAGGGCUCCCGCCGCAGGAAGGCGGCGCGGACGGUGCACGCGAAGCUGCUGGCUUCCCGUGCUUUCUUCCGGUCUCUGUUCGCCAGGACCUCGUGCACCGACGACCAAUGCCGCGGCGCCCAGGUCCGGGCCAGCCCCAGAGCGGCUGUGGCACCACCCGGCGAGACGAAGAGCGUCUGCAAUGCGGCAUUUGGUCAUAUCAAGAACGGCUACGGCUACCACAGCGGCAGCGGCAGGGCGGCGCUGAGCACCCUGCGGAGCAGCAUCGAACAGGAGAAGCUGAUGGACGAGGAGGACGUCGCUGUGCCCGCCGCCGCCCGCCAGCGCAAGUCCUUCUCCGGCGUGAUCAAAUGGCGGCACCCGGCGACGAAGGCGAAGCCGCUGUCGUCGUCCACGGCGAGGAAGAGCUCCGUGGUUGGUGGUGGCGGCGGCGGCGGGCCGGCGCUGAAGCGGAGCAGCAGCGCGCUGUCGGAGUCGGAGGGGCUGAUCCAGGGCGCUAUCGCCUACUGCAAGCGGUCGCAGCAUCAGCUCGGGCUCGCCAGGAAGAGCGUCAGCGACGCCGCCCUCUGCUCCGCCUCCGCGCCUUCGUGGCCUAGCAAUCCGGCUCGAUCAGCUGGAGUAGCUUACUGCCACUAGCCGUGAGCCAGUGACUUGUGGGAAAACGGAUUUAAAAAAAUGACCACAUCAAUAAUGUCAAGUUUCUCA
Molecule: messenger RNA, 2015 nt
Organism: Zea mays
Lineage: Eukaryota; Viridiplantae; Streptophyta; Magnoliopsida; Poales; Poaceae
Exons: 1
Coding region: 672-1946 (424 amino acids)
Cellular component (GO): plasma membrane
Molecular function (GO): kinase inhibitor activity
Source: RefSeq, a predicted model, not a curated record